AUGGCCUUCCGACAGUUCAGAAAUACAUGCAAGACAACGCCAGAAGGUCUGCGACCUGCUCCCGAGGUCCGAGCCGUCCACGGCCAACUGAGUGACCUUCCGCUGCAGGCAGUUGACUACAUGGACGACCGCUCCAAACUAUGCCUCCAAGUCAAGAUCAACAGAGAGGACGGCUCUGCCACAUUCAAUUUCACCGGGACAUCGCGAGAGAUAUACGGGAGUCUCAACGCUCAAAGGGUCACACUUAGUGCUAUCACCUACGUUCUGCGCUCGCUGGUGAAUAGCGAUAUACCGCUCAACCAAGGCUGUCUCGUAUCAGCGUGA
Aspergillus mulundensis is the source of this 324-nucleotide messenger RNA. RefSeq lists its product as uncharacterized. Gene Ontology annotation, molecular function: 5-oxoprolinase (ATP-hydrolyzing) activity. The transcript has 2 exons. The record is from RefSeq and is a predicted model, not a curated record. Bases 1 to 324 code for a protein of 107 amino acids. Gene Ontology annotation, cellular component: cytosol. Lineage: Eukaryota; Fungi; Ascomycota; Eurotiomycetes; Eurotiales; Aspergillaceae. Gene Ontology annotation, biological process: glutathione metabolic process.